AUGGCGACUGUCAAUGAUGAUGUUGAGCUGAAAAAGGCAAAGGGAGGGAUUGCCGGCUGGUUGGUGAGUUGAUUUGUUGAAACCUUGGAUUUUUUAAGUUUUCAUUUAGUUUUUAAAGGAGUUACCGAAAACUAUUGAACUUGCAGCAGAGAUUUGGUUUUAGUUAUGAUAGAAGCUUUGUGUCGUUUUCAAGGAAAUAAACUCUUAUCAAGAAUUUUCACAAAAAAAAAUCUUAUCAAGAAUUUUUCCGAGGUGUGGAUUCCGAGAAUUUUAACCCUUGGUUCCACACAAAAAAAUAGAAGAGUUGACUUUAUUAAAUAUUUUUUUCAAUUGUUUUCUCUUCAUAAAGAUUUUUUUGAAUUAGUAAAAAAAUUUGAUCUUAUAUUUUCUCCCACACUUCUCAUAUUUGUGAUAUUCAAUAAAAAUCAAUUUUCAGGGCUUAGGCUUAGGCUUAAAUUCUGUAAAGUAAGAAAUUUUCUACAGGUUUCAUUUUUUUAUUAAUCUUUAAUUGAAAUCGAAUAAGAAGUAAUUUUUGUACAUUGUUGCCAUUUUUUUCUGAAAAAAAUAUAUAUAUAUGUUUUUUUGUUCGUGGACAUCUUCGUAAAGGCGUCCCUCUGGACUCUUUUUGUUCGAAUAAUUUCAGAUUUUUUUCUAAAGAAUGGUUCUUUUUAAUAGCAAUAGGUUCUUUUUUUCCGAAAAAAAUUAACAGCUUUUUUUGAAGUUUGAGAAAAAUUAUGAUAUUUUUUUAUUUUGCGUUUCAUGGACUGUUAGGUCCUUUUGUGGAACCCUUUAAAAAAACUUUAACUCGAAAUUUUAUUUUUUUACAUCAAAAAAAUAUUGGGAAAUUCCAGCCACUGAUCACCCUCCUGUUCCCGUUCGCCGUCCUCUCAGGCGUCCUUCAUAUUAACGGCAAAACCCAAGAACAACUCGAAAAGGAACGACAAUGCUUCGAAACUUGCUCGUAAGACAUUUCGUGUUAUCGAUUUGGAAAGCCUGAUAACUUAUCAAUCGGGAAUUGCAAAACAAAAUUUGUUUUCGGAAGAAAAAAAAAACAGUGGCUAGUGAUAAAGUUGAGGUUUUUUUUUUGCAAAAUGAUGUUUAGGAUUUUUGGUUGGUGGUUACGAUUUGCUUGACAAUUAGAGAAGGAUCCUUCUUUUUUUUUCCUCGCACUUCGCGAUUUAUUUGAAAAACGUAUUUUUUAAAGUUUAAGCUUCAUUUUCUCAGGUUUCCUUCGAACUUAUCAAUCUGGAAAGGUCAAUUUUUUCAAAUCUUCAGAAUACGAAUCGUCGAAUCGAUUCCGACCAACUUGACAUUUGGCGACGUUCUUCUGCCAAUGUCGACCUACGAAGCUUGGACCAGACUCAUAGUUAAUGCUGAGCACGACCUCGCCAUCGCAGCCUACAAGUCCAGUCUUCAAGGAAAACACGUCCUCGGCCAACUCGACAAGUUCUAUUCGAAUGAGGUAUCUUGAAAUUCAUAAGCUCAUCCAGUAUUUUGAAACUCUGAAGAAUUUCAAAAAAUUUAAAUACUUUUUCAAGCUUUUCGAGGGUUUCUCAAAUUUUAAGUUUUUUUUAAACUCUUCUAGGAUUCAAACUUUAAUCAUGAGGUUCUCAAAGUUUUUAAGUUUUCAAAGGAGCAAAGGACGAGUUUUAUGGAAAUUUCGACACGAAUAGAAAAUCAGAAUUUGCAAAAAAAAAACCUCCAAGUGCUCUGGAACGAUAUUAUCGGAUUAGAUAAAGAAAUUUAUAAUAUCUUUUUUAUGCAAUUCCAAUUUCCCCUUUGUAAUAUAUUUUACAGGGAGAUUCGGUCUACGACUCGAUACUGAAAGCCGGAAAAGCCGGAAAAGCCAAAGUGAGAAUGGUGGAGAACUAUCCGCCCAAGGACAAGGGCGACAACGCCGAUGGGAUCAUUUUGCAGAACUUCGGUUAGAAACCAAGCAUUUUUAUCUUAGACAAAAACUUUAGGAGCUGUAUCCAGAAGGUCCAUUGAUAUCAGUAAUUACCUGGGGCGAGGUAAAAUGCACUCGAAAUUCCUGUUGGCCGAUGGGAAAAGCUUUUAUUUGGGCUCGGCGAACCUUGAUUGGAGGUCCUUGAAUCAGGUUAGAGAAAUUUUCAAUCUACUCUUGGAAAGUUGAAAAAGAUUAUGAUGGCCAGUUUUUUCGGAUUUUUGAGUUAAUAUUUUUGAAAGUGAUAAUAAAUUCGAAUUUGACUUGAAACCCAUAACCGGUCUUGAAAAUACCAAAAACAAAUAUCGAGUCAAAGUAAUAAUUUCAGAAAAUGGAGCUCGGCGUCCUUGUGGAGAACUGUGCUUGCCUCGGCGAAGACAUGACCAACAUCUUCGAUUCGUUAUGGCUUCUGACCAAAAAAGGCGUCAGAAACAAUGACGCUCUAUCGAAACGGGCGGCUUUCAACCGGGAUAAUCCGCUCAAAAUCCAGGUCCACGGCCAGCCGGCUGAUGUCUACAUUGCGGUAAGGAGCAUCGGAAUUUUUAGUCUUGAAAACAGUUCUUUUUAGAUUUUUUUUUUGAUCAGUUGAAUAGAAAAGACCUUUACGCGUUUUAUUUUGUCUUCCUACUUUUUGAUAAGAAAUAUCAGUUAUUUUUUCCUCGUUUCUGCGAAAACUUUUGGCCAUUAUAGGGUUUAGACUUUUGAGUGGCCACUAGAGUAGCCUAAUUAGGAGCCACUUAAGGGGUUGAAAAUUAGUGACCACUAUAGAAAUCUAAGUGCUACUACGUAGUUUUUGACCCCUAAAGUGACCAAUAAGAAUUUUAGUGGCCACUUUAGGGGUCAAUGGAUCAACAUAACCGGUCAAUAUUUUUGUUUUAAAAUUAUCAGAGUUACUGGAAGGAAUACUGGAUGAAAAAUUACUGAAGUGACCACUAAAUAGAGAGCCUCUUUAGUGGCCACUAAAACCGAAAAUAGUGGCCACUUUAGUGUCCCCUUCAAAUAGUACUUGGCGAGCCUCUAUAGUGGCCACUAAAAAAAUUUUCCCAGUUUUUUUCUAUAAAUUUUAGAAAGAAAGAUAGUUUCAUUCCAGACUUCGCCAAAGGAACUGAGCAACCGAGGCCGAACCUGGGAUCUUGACGCGAUUGUUGGAGAAAUCGACGCCGCCAAAAAGUUCAUCGACGUCCAUGUUAUGGACUACUUUCCGCUGUUUUUGUAUAGGAAACCGCAAUUGUGAGUCCAUUAAUCUUUUUUUUCAAGAUUCAGGAGGAUUUUCAGCCGAAAAGAUUUAAAAAUUAGGUUUUUCGACGCGGUUAUCUUAUAUGGAUUUCAAGGAAAAAAAGUCAAAAAAAUUAUAUAAAAAUAAAUAUCAAUCAAAAAAAUGUUUUUCAUCUUCAACAAAAAUUUUUUUCUAUCCUAAAAAUUCUCUUUUUAUAUUCAAUAUAUUAAAUUUUUUUAUAAUCAGCGCUUUCACUGAAAAAAAUCCCAUGGUUCUAAAAAAAUUGGUCUUGAAAGUUUUGAAUGAAAAAAAGAUUUAUUCAUCGAUUUUUUUUUCUAGUUUUUCAAUCCAAUUCAAAAAGCUCUAUUUCAUGUAACGUGGCUUCUACAUCAAAAAUUCGAUUUCAAUAGUUUUUUUUUUUUUUCCAGACACUUCCCCCAAAUCGACGAUGCUCUACGACGGGCCAUCGUUCGAGGCGUCAAAGUCCGACUUUUGUCGGCGGCUCUUCAUUAUCCAAAUAUGGGAACCCGAUUCCUGAGAUCUCUUCAAUCUUUGAAUAAUAUCAGAGAAAAUGCGACUAUCCAAGUGGUGAGCAGGAUUUGAAAAAAUCCAAAAAACUGAAUUUUCUUCUGUCGCAAAAACAAUUUUUAAGAAAUCGAAAACACAUCUGGAAAGAUUCUUGUAUAUGAAUCUUCAAAGUGAAUUUUUUUUUUGAAAGCUUUUUUUGGUAUAUAGUUUUUAAAUUCCUAAAAUUCAAAAUUCAAGAUAUAACCAAGAAAAUUCAGAAAAUCUUCAAAGUUCCGACCUCAAACACGGAUAAUAUCGUGAUUCAACGGGAAAGACGAACGCAUAAUAAGUUUAUGGUUACCGAAUCGGCUGUCAUUAUUGGUAAUUUUAUUUCAAUCAAGCAAAUUGUAUAUUUUGAUCCUUUCAGGUACUUCAAACUGGUCAGGAGAUUAUUUUAUCGGAGGAACUACUGGCGCGGCGAUUGUCAUGAAGCAGACGGAGAAGAAAAGACCGUUGGUUGAGGAAAUGAAGGUAGGAUCAUAGAUUAAUUAUUUUUCUUCUUUCGAAUCAUAUAUUUUUUUCUAUUUCUACAAGGACCCGCAUAAUCAGAUCUCAAAGAGAUAGUCACCAGAACCUUUUUAUUUUUCCUAACUACUUGAGUGGUCACUCUAACCUUUCGGAAGCUAGUAUUGGAAAAGUAUUGGCUUUCUACUCAAAUUUUCUAUCUCUUUUUCUGAACUCCGAACCCUUUAGUAACUUCUCCAGGUAAAGCGCAGCUUUCAAAGAAGCUAAAAAGUCGAAGUGGUCCCUUCAGGGAUCUUUCUGUUAAUUCAUAGGCAAAGUCAAAAGGACCCUCCGCAGGUCAUAAAGGCUGCUGGAAGGCUCGAUAGAAAUGUUCCUUUCAGGGCCAUGAAGGCUCCCUUUUUGCUGCCUUUUUGCGCCAUUUUCUCAGCCCUUAUGCACCAUUUUUGCUGCCUCUCCUUUUCUCCACCAUUACUCGAGCCUUUCAAAUCCCAGAAAAAAGGCUCGAUAAAGGGACUCUCUUUGCUCCCUUUCUGCGGCCUUUUUUGAGCCUCUCCCUUUUUAGCGGCCCUUAUCCCCCAUUCCGACUCUGCACGAGAUCCUUUCAGCUCUACAAUUUUCAAAAACCCGCGUCAGGGAGAUAAGAAGUCGAAGUGGCAUUUCUAUCAGCUUUGGGGUCCUAAAGUGAUCACUCCAGCUUUUCAAAACUCCAACAGAAGCACAGAAAUCAAUCUCGAAGUUUCCAAGAAGCUCUUUUCUUCAUUUAUGAUUUUUAUCAUUUUUUGGCUUUGAUCAAAAUUUAAGAACCUUCAAAGAAGUUAUUAGAUAUCCUGACUUCGAUAGGAUCCUCUCUUCUGUUAUUAUUUUUUCCUGACUUUCAAGAUGUCAUUCGAAAUUCCAUUAAAAGUUCCAUCAUUACACUUUGAAUAUUGCAGGCGAUUUUUGAACGAGAUUGGGAAAGCGCCUACGCCCAUCCGCUCGACGAUUACUUCGAGAACUGCGUCAAGACGAUAACCGCUAAUUUUUGUGAAGGUGAAAAAGACCCGAGACUGUUCGCUAGUCCACAAAUGAUGGAAUGA
Molecule: messenger RNA, 5269 nt
Organism: Caenorhabditis auriculariae
Lineage: Eukaryota; Metazoa; Nematoda; Chromadorea; Rhabditida; Rhabditidae
Source: the annotation of a GenBank genome assembly